Molecule: messenger RNA, 327 nt
Organism: Vicia faba (fava bean)
Lineage: Eukaryota; Viridiplantae; Streptophyta; Magnoliopsida; Fabales; Fabaceae
Source: the annotation of a GenBank genome assembly
AUGGAAACUAGCAUCUUUUCACAAGUGGAUAUUGAUGCUGAUGAAAUAAGUCAUUUGGACGAAGAUAAUUUAAUCGGCCAUGGUGCUCAUGGAAAGGUUUAUCGAAUCACGCUGAAGAAAAACAAGAUGGUUUGUGAAGCAAUUAGAGAAAGGAAUGCUAAGUACGAGGAAGCAUUAGAGAGAUUUGAGUCAGUUUUGGGAACAAAGCAGGAGCCCGAUGAAGCAGCAGUGGCAAGUUAUAAUGUUGGUUGUUGUUACUCUAAGCUAAACCAGUUAUCCCUCUAUAUAUGUAGAUUAAAUCCCUCAACCACAUUUUUCAAUGAUUAG